GAGGGCGAAGAAGAGGAGUCAGACACACCACACAAAAUCAUCGCCGGCUCACCUCUACCUCAGAUGUCGAAAUCGUCGAGUUUGACAAUGAACAAGAACGUCCAUGUCAAUCGCGGCGCAAAGACGUUGAAGAGCCGUCAGGCCCUCGAUUUGACACCUCCGACUAUGGCUACUCGCAUUCCGACUGCUAAACUCGUGGCCGACUUCUCCCCUUGGACUGGUCGUCAACCGGAAGAUAACCUGAACGAGACCGUCAUCAGGAAUGGAUAUUUCGAUAAAGCUCCUGGGCCAAAUGCGACAGAGACCACAUCGGCCUGUUCCAUCAUUUGGCCAGGAUUGACUCAGAAGAACAGUGUAGCGCUCAGUAUGCUCUCAACGGUCUUCGCGAGCGCCAUGGAGAAACGUCAACAGUUGGGCAGGCAUACCGCCCCUUCGGCGUUCAAGCCUCCUCCACGUGUCACUAUCACUGAUUCUAAACGAGAAGCUUGGCUGCGCGACCUGGCCAAUCCGGCGGUCCCGUUGCGCAAGCAGGCCCGAAAUAUUCCUUAUGGAAUUCGAGGCAAGCUAUUGAUGGAGCAGUGUGCCGCCAAAAACAUACCUCUCGCCCGAGCGGUCUGGCUUGCAAAGUGCGUUGGUGCCAACGAAUUGCGUGCCUUUCGCCGUAAAGGUGUCGGGAACGGACCUGCUGCGGCUACAGCUGCUGUUAUCUCCGGCGAGCUCAAAUGGGUUCGAGAAUGGACUCUACAUGUGCUGCAGUUUCUUGAGAGUGUCAUCUCGACCUGUGGGCAAACAGCAGACUGGAAAGCUCGAAUGGACUAUGCG
Messenger RNA from Dissoconium aciculare CBS 342.82, 822 nucleotides. RefSeq lists its product as uncharacterized. Lineage: Eukaryota; Fungi; Ascomycota; Dothideomycetes; Mycosphaerellales; Dissoconiaceae. Gene Ontology annotation, molecular function: transcription coregulator activity. The transcript has a single exon. Gene Ontology annotation, cellular component: mediator complex. The annotation marks the transcript as partial. The record is from RefSeq and is a predicted model, not a curated record. Gene Ontology annotation, biological process: regulation of transcription by RNA polymerase II.